Molecule: messenger RNA, 435 nt
Organism: Drosophila albomicans
Lineage: Eukaryota; Metazoa; Arthropoda; Insecta; Diptera; Drosophilidae
Exons: 1
Coding region: 76-333 (85 amino acids)
Source: RefSeq, a predicted model, not a curated record
AGAAGCAAGCAGCUUAGAGAGCUCACACACACACAGUUUUAGACAACAAGUUUUAAAAUAUUUUUCACCAAAUCAAUGCAAAAUUGUACUUGUGGUGCUGCCAGUGGCAUAUUUGAAAUGGAUUCCAACUAUAAUGUGAUUCUGCUGCCCAUCAUAACAGCCGUUAUGCUGAGCUACAAUCGUCCAGUGUCGCUGGACGAGAUCGCCGAUGGAGUUAUGGCAUUGCUCAGUUCGCAGCGUGAGAAGAUCAGUCCAAUGACAUCGAACAGCAUCGAGAGCGCAUCCGAUGCUUCGUAUGCAAAAAUCUCACCGGCACACCGCAAAAAGAAGUGAAUUGAUUGAUUAACAAACAUUUUUGGGUUUUCAUAUUCAAGAAUUUGUAAAUUUUUUUACACAUUUUUUUAAAAUGAAACCUUAUAACACAAUUGAACCGCA